Messenger RNA from Rhizophagus irregularis DAOM 181602=DAOM 197198, 468 nucleotides. RefSeq lists its product as uncharacterized. The record is from RefSeq and is a predicted model, not a curated record. NCBI's taxonomy places the organism in Eukaryota, Fungi, Glomeromycota, Glomeromycetes, Glomerales, Glomeraceae.
AUGGCGCCGAAUUGUGAUGCUAUAAAUAUAUUAACCGGAAAUACAUUAAAUACUGGAGGUCAUUUAACGAGACAAAAUUAUGGUUACGAUGAUAUCGAUGAUGAUGAUGGAAAUGUCUAUGAUCAUAAGAAAAAAGAUGUUUCUACUUGGGGUGAAAAUGAAGAAACUGUUGAAGAUGAAGAACUUUUUCCACCUUACGAUAAUUCUUGGUUUAUGCCACCAUCAUCAACAACAACAUUUGCAACUACCGAUACAACCACAACUGGAACUAAACCUUCACUUACAAUUCCUACAUUACCUUCACAACAAGAUUAUCCAACUACUCAAACCGAAACUAUACCUUCACUCACAAUUUCUAUAUCACCUUCGCAACAACUACUCAAACUGAAAUUUACAGUACUCAAUAUUCCCACGCUGUCCCCAAAGGAGUUCAAAUUUAUUUAUUUAAAAAUUUUAGUUAUUCUGUAA